UAUUCUAUUUUUUGAUAAAAAAGUCCAACAAAAUUUAGUUCACCGGAAAGAAAGUCAGUCUAGGAAUCGAGGCUCUUUUGUUCUCUUCUUAUUGCACAAGAAAGAGGAAGCUGCCGCCGAUCGAAGGAUGGCGCCGGAACCAGAGGAUGAGAUUAAGGACGAGAAGAACCCCCGCCCUCUCGAUGAAGACGACAUAGCUCUUCUCAAAACUUAUGGCUUAGGACCUUAUUCCUCAGGCAUAAAGAAGGUUGAAAAGGAAAUCAAGGAUUUGGCCAAAAAGAUAAAUGAUUUAUGUGGCAUAAAGGAAUCAGAUACUGGGUUAGCUGUGCCAAGCCAGUGGGAUCUUGUUUCUGAUAAGCAAAUGAUGCAGGAGGAGCAACCUCUUCAGGUGGCAAGGUGCACAAAGAUAAUUAAUCCAAACACAGAUGAUGCCAAAUAUAUUAUUAAUGUUAAGCAAAUUGCUAAGUUUGUUGUUGGACUUGGUGACAAAGUUUCCCCCACUGAUAUUGAAGAAGGCAUGCGUGUGGGGGUUGAUAGGAAUAAGUAUCAGAUACAGAUUCCUUUGCCUCCAAAAAUUGAUCCAAGUGUGACCAUGAUGACUGUGGAGGAGAAGCCAGAUGUCACAUACAAUGAUGUUGGGGGAUGUAAGGAACAGAUUGAGAAGAUGCGAGAAGUUGUUGAGCUGCCAAUGCUUCAUCCUGAGAAAUUUGUUAAGCUUGGAAUUGAUCCUCCAAAGGGUGUUCUCUGUUAUGGUCCUCCAGGAACUGGGAAGACACUUUUGGCCAGAGCUGUGGCCAAUAGGACCGAUGCAUGCUUCAUUCGUGUUAUAGGAAGUGAGCUUGUACAAAAAUAUGUAGGUGAAGGAGCAAGAAUGGUUCGAGAACUUUUUCAGAUGGCACGUUCAAAAAAAGCCUGUAUUGUGUUCUUUGAUGAAGUUGAUGCAAUUGGGGGUGCUCGUUUUGAUGAUGGUGUUGGUGGAGACAAUGAAGUGCAACGUACAAUGCUUGAAAUUGUUAAUCAGCUUGAUGGGUUUGAUGCUCGUGGAAACAUUAAAGUUUUGAUGGCAACGAACAGGCCUGAUACACUAGAUCCUGCACUGCUGCGUCCUGGGAGAUUGGAUCGUAAGGUUGAGUUUGGUCUGCCUGAUUUGGAGAGUAGGACACAAAUAUUUAAGAUCCAUACUCGAACCAUGAACUGUGAAAGGGACAUCCGUUUUGAACUUCUGGCCCGGCUUUGUCCAAAUUCAACUGGAGCCGACAUAAGGAGUGUGUGCACGGAAGCUGGAAUGUUCGCCAUCCGAGCACGAAGGAAGACGGUGACAGAGAAAGAUUUUCUUGAUGCAGUAAACAAAGUCAUCAAGGGAUACCAAAAGUUCAGUGCAACCCCUAAAUACAUGGUAUAUAAUUAAAAUCCAUGGCAUAUAACAAAUAUUUCCUCCACUGAAACAGAUUGAAUGGGGGUGCGCUCUUUCCAGUAGUGGUUGAUUGUCUUUAGAUUGAACCCCUAUUUUCAUUGUAAUGCAAUAUUACGCCUAAAGAUUGGCCCCAUGAAUUUGUAUCACUGUAUCUUGAGAGAAGUUUUCAUUUAAUAAUUCAAUAGACCAUAUGAAGAAGAUAAAUUACUGUAUCUUUC
Rubroshorea leprosula is the source of this 1632-nucleotide messenger RNA. Lineage: Eukaryota; Viridiplantae; Streptophyta; Magnoliopsida; Malvales; Dipterocarpaceae. The record is from the annotation of a GenBank genome assembly.